GACAUGCUGGCAAUAGCGCACGCGCCGCGCAUCGACGCGAAGAAACGCGCCGUCCACCACAAACAGGCGCCGUUCCAGACGGCCACCUUUGCCGAGCAGGACUACGCACACCGCAUGAACUUCUACAUCAUCCCUCCUACCGGCGACGUGACGCUGGAGCAGUUCGAGGAAUGGGCCAUUGCUCGCCUGAAGGUGCUCGCCGAGCUGGAGUCGUGCCACUUCCGCAAUCGUAGUCCUGCGGAAACAGAGGAGUACAUGCGUCCGAUACUCGACAAACACAUGCCGCUAUCCAGCAACAGCGCGCGCCACAAUGAUAUCCCAAUGCAGAGGAAGCGUGACCACUAUAGCCACUGGACCCUCCGACUUGCCUUCUCCAGCACGCAAGAUCUACGACAACGGUUCGCCAGGCUCGAAAGUCAGCUGUUCAAGCUGCGCAUACAGCAGGACGACCUGCGGGAGCGAAGGGCAUUCAUCGAAGCACUGCCAAUGUCAUGGGAGACUGUGGGCGAGGACGAGAAAGCGCAGCUGCUCGAAGAGCUGAAGGCUGCAACCGGCUUCUUCGCCAAGACGGACGAGGAGAACUGGUUCAAGUGCGAGUGGGAGAAUGUGCCUGAGCUGGUGGAGAGGCGACAGGUGUUGCUGAAAAAAGGCAAAGCCUACGUGCAUGUCCGUGAGCAGAUGAGCAUGGUUGUAAAUGAAUUUUCCCGACAGCUGGAGUCAGGCCUGGAAGUUGCCGCUCGAUUCUUGCCUCGCAUGGACGAAGACAAUAGACUGGCUCCAAUACUGCAUCACCUUUCUCAAUCGUUCGUGGCGCCAGAUGCGGGCUAUUCAGAAGAGUCCAGUCUGGGUGACAUGACCAACGUCACAGCGGCGUCAAUCGAUUCAUACAGCCAGCACUUCCCCCUGUGCAUGCAGAACUUGCACCGUGAGCUCAAGAAGAAUAGUCACCUCAAGCACUACUCGCGUCUACAGUACACUUUGUUCCUCAAAGGGCUGGGCCUGAAUCUGCAGGAAUGUAUACUCUUCUGGAGACGGAGCUUUAAGCUUGUGACAGAUGACAAAUUCAAGUCCGAAUAUCUUUACAACAUUCGCCACGCCUAUGGCGAUGUGGGUGGCGACUCGAACAGAAGAGGUCGAGGCUAUACCCCCUACAGCUGCAACAAGCUCCUCACAGAACCUUUACCUGCAAGCGGACAAAACCAUGGUUGUCCAUAUCGGACCUACAGCCCCGAUAACCUGAUCACCUUGUUGCAGAACGUUGGAGUGAACGACAGAGAGUUAUUGAAGGGCGUGCGAGAGGACGUUGGUCGGCAAAGAUACCAUAUUGCAUGCAAUAGAGUCUUUGAAGCAGCUCACAAGAAUGAGAUCAAGAAGGUGAAAGACGAAAGCUUAUGGCCGGCAAGUGAAUUGGACACUAUACUCCAUCCAAAUACGUACUUUAAGCGUAGCUUCCAGCUGAAGAACCUCGGGAAGAUUCGUAAGGGAGACAUUGGCGUGGACGAGCCAAUGCCAUCGUCCGCAGAUUAGCCGUGAUCCCCUCCAUACAGGUAUUCUGGCAUACUGCGGGGGAAUAAUGACAUUUGACGAUUAUUCGCUGGCGAGGUUGCGGCCAUGUCUUGAGCUGUUCCUCGAAAGCCUCGAAUGUAGACAAAAUGAUACACCGCUCUAAUAUCAGA
This is a messenger RNA of Sphaerulina musiva SO2202, 1676 nucleotides long. RefSeq names its product DNA primase large subunit. Gene Ontology annotation, biological process: DNA replication, synthesis of primer. The coding region runs from base 4 to 1527 and encodes 507 amino acids. Gene Ontology annotation, cellular component: alpha DNA polymerase:primase complex. The transcript is spliced from 3 exons. The record is from RefSeq and is a predicted model, not a curated record. NCBI's taxonomy places the organism in Eukaryota, Fungi, Ascomycota, Dothideomycetes, Mycosphaerellales, Mycosphaerellaceae.